Messenger RNA from Effrenium voratum, 2904 nucleotides. The record is from the annotation of a GenBank genome assembly. NCBI's taxonomy places the organism in Eukaryota, Dinophyceae, Suessiales, Symbiodiniaceae.
GUUGGCUCACUGAGAGUCCAAACAAGCGGGCACGAGCCGUGGGUGCACUACACAGUGCGCGGUGCCUGGUUGGACUCUCUCUGGUCCUCGCAGAAAUUGACACACGAUAUUUACCUGGAAUACGCGUGCAAGGUUCGCGUCGGUUUUGUCGGCCGGCUGAAGCAAGUCGAAGCAGUGCAGCUGCGCGAGCAGCAGCAAGCCUUUCAAGGGGAGAAAGCAGCCGCGGACGCGGUUCUGGAAACCUUGAAACGUCCCUUCAAGCAGCAUGUGCUGGAGUUGGUCCGGGAAUGGGCCAGUCAGUAUUCUAUGCCCUUGCUCCGUUAUAAAUUUCUAGUGCUGCGAGCCGGGUCCCGCUGUGGCAAGAGCACUCUUGCGAAGUCGUUGCAUCAAGAGCUGGCCUGGCUCAAGCCACCUUACAUACAGACUGUGCAAGAUGAUGUAUCGGCCGAUCUUCGCGGCUUCAAUCGUCGCAAACACGGAUUCUUGGUCUUCGACAACAUCAACAAUAUGUCUUUCAUACUCUCCCAACGUGCCCUUUUUCAAUCGAACGGCGACGUGCACACCCUUGGACAGAGCAAAACUGGAGUGUAUAGCUACGAUGUCUAUCUUUACAGAAUUCCAAUUGUCUUCACCGUUGAUCACACUGCUACAUGGGAUAGCUUGGAGCCCUGGAUGGCAGAAAACAUGGUCUUGAUCGAGCUGAGCGAGCCUUGCUUUGUGGAGGGUCGCCGCCCGCUAGAGCUUGUCAUGGACCAGCCUGACUUUGAUGCGGCAGCAGCUCGGCUGGCAGUGCAGACGCUGCAAGCUCAGCUCACUGCGAACAGAAACGCUGCGAAGGCACUUUACCGGCAACAAAGCAGAAGGCACGAGCGUGCUGGACGUGGUGGCCUUGGACCUGCUGGGCAGAAAGCCACCCUUGCCGUGUACCUGUUGUCGGGACACAACAUAGAGUUGGCCACAGUCAUGGCACAACGCCUCUCCUCCUUCAAACAUGCUCAGACGCCGGGAUAUCCAAGUGCUGCCACAGUCGAGAGCCUUUUUUUGGCGGCCCCAAUGAGCGAAAUUUGCCAAGCUCAUGCUCCUGAGACUCCAGCAUGGGUCACAGCCACGCAGCAAGCACAAGCGUUUCUAGCAGAAAACUCUACAGUGCAGUGGGUGGAGACAAUGAAUGUCGGUCACGGUGUGACACCGUCUUCCGUGGAUGUCUUCCUGCAGUGCGAGGGAGCCUUGCUUGGUCAUCAGCCAGAUCUGGGAGCGCCUUCCAAGAGAACUGUGAACAAAUGGGCUGCCAGGUGGCGCCUGCGCUGGGGCGUGCGCCGAAAGACUUUACAGCCAGAAGGCUACAUCGAGCCGGAAGAGCUGCGAACCAAGGUCCGUGCUUUCUGGCACACACUAGCCCACGUUUCGGCCAAGUACAGCCACAAGCAGAUUGUGUUCCUUAAUCUGGACGAAACCUCGGUAGGGUUCAACAUGACUCCGCUUGCUGGCUGUGUUGCAGCAGCGUGCGUGCAGCGCGGCCUGCGGCUGCGUGCGAAAGUGAAGAAGGAGAACUUGCGCGGCGCGAUGUCCUACGUGGCAUUGAUUUGUGACUCAGCCGAGCUGCAAGGCAAGCUGCCACACUACUUGAUUGGAAGCACCGUGAGGCUGACCAAGACAAUCAUGAAGGGCAUUGCUGCACUGCCGGCGACGCAGCUUCGCAUCCUUCGCCGGAAAUCAGCUUGGAACACUUCAGAAGUCAUGGUUGCCAUUAUCAAGGACGUCUCUAAAACGCUGCAGCCUGUGCUUGACGCAGGCAAUGUGCAGCCAGUGCUGCUCUUGGAUUGUGCUCCGGCCCACCUUCCACUGCCUGUGAUGCAGGCAGCAUCAGACUGCGGGAUCCAGCUGCUGUUCAUUCCAUCCUCGUGCACUCACAUUGCCCAACCGCUGGACAUUCGAGCCUUCGCAGGUUUCAAGAUGUAUUUGAAAAAGGUUCAUCGAGAGCUUCGCGCUGCAUCCGCAGAGGGGCUGAUAAGCCCGCUAGCUUGGAUUUGGCAUUUAACGCAGGCGCCUCGGCAGUUCUUCGCAGCUAAGAAGUGGAAGCCGUCUUUCGAGGACGGUCCGGAAGAUGCGCUUGAAGGAUUGAAGGCGGAGCGGAAAACGUUGAAGCAGCAGUUGAAGCAGGCGACGAAGGAGAUCCGCUUGCUUGAUGAGGUGGCCGUAGAGGCCCCACGUGUGCAGGGAUACGAGUUUCGAUCGGACGAGUUCACUGCGUUGACAGACCAGCUUCGGAGCAAGGACCUGUCCCCAGCGCAGUCGCAAAGGUGCAAGGUUCGCGUCGGUUUUGUCGGCCGGCUGAAGCAAGUCGAAGCAGUGCAGCUGCGCGAGCAGCAGCAAGCCUUUCAAGGGGAGAAAGCAGCCGCGGACGCGGUUCUGGAAACCUUGAAACGUCCCUUCAAGCAGCAUGUGCUGGAGUUGGUCCGGGAAUGGGCCAGUCAGUAUUCUAUGCCCUUGCUCCGUUAUAAAUUUCUAGUGCUGCGAGCCGGGUCCCGCUGUGGCAAGAGCACUCUUGCGAAGUCGUUGCAUCAAGAGCUGGCCUGGCUCAAGCCACCUUACAUACAGUCUGUGCAAGAUGAUGUAUCGGCCGAUCUUCGCGGCUUCAAUCGUCGCAAACACGGAUUCUUGGUCUUCGACAACAUCAACAAUAUGUCUUUCAUACUCUCCCAACGUGCCCUUUUUCAAUCGAACGGCGACGUGCACACCCUUGGACAGAGCAAAACUGGAGUGUAUAGCUACGAUGUCUAUCUUUACAGAAUUCCAAUUGUCUUCACCGUUGAUCACACUGCUACAUGGGAUAGCUUGGAGCCCUGGAUGGCAGAAAACAUGGUCUUGAUCGAGCUGAGCGAGCCUUGCUUUGUGGAGGUGUGA